Messenger RNA from Anopheles marshallii, 378 nucleotides. RefSeq lists its product as uncharacterized. The transcript is spliced from 2 exons. Bases 1 to 378 code for a protein of 125 amino acids. Lineage: Eukaryota; Metazoa; Arthropoda; Insecta; Diptera; Culicidae. The record is from RefSeq and is a predicted model, not a curated record.
AUGCAGCGAUCGAGUAAAUUAUCCGUUGCAUUUCUGCUUUCGCUCGCAUCAUGUCAAGUUCUGUUGGUUUUCGGCGGUCCGAAUGUUUUCGAUUCUGCCGUCACGUUCGGUGCGAAGCGCGCCAACUACACACAGUGCUAUUCUGCGUCGGUUAAGGCGAACAUCUUCAGUCUGGUACCGAUCACAAGGAUCGUUACCUUCACACCGAAGAUGCACGUGCGGUAUAUAACGGUUGCGUCCAAAACAAAUGGAAAAUUGUCGGCCCGGAUUGUGCAAGGCGGCGUGAACAUGGACACUUUACGGCCGAUCAGUGUCGCACUCACAUCGGACUACGGUGGACGACUUUAUGCGGAAGUGAACGCAUACUGUGGCAAUUAG